AUGACUGAUGGUAGUGUGUUCCAAAGAAAUGAGAAGACUUCAGUCAGACAUAGAACUAAUCAAUACAAACGGCCAUUUAUCGAGCUUGCGAAUUUUGAUAACUCAGAUAUCACUCCAUCAGGAAAUGACAAGUGUGCUCUGAGAAAUUCCAAGCCCCAAUCAUCUGAGGUUUUAAGCACAACCGAUCUAAUUUCGGCUGUAGGAUAUGCCUGGGGUCGAGCCAGGAAGCCUCUUUCUUCACUUGUAUCCACCGGUAACUCCACAUGCAAACCUGAACUUAUUCAAGGAGAUGAUGGCCUACUUUACUGUUCUGCUGAUGGGGAAUCUCUUCUUACUUCUAACUCAGCCGAUGGUCAACCUUGCUCAAGCAAUUUGAACAGUAAAGCUACUUUUCCGAGAUUGGUGCAAGAAAAUCUUGAUAAUUUGAGAUUAAAUCAGAAGAUCAUAUGCCAUCAACCUAGCUAUGAUUUCUUUUCAUUCUGGAAGAUAGUCCUUGCAAGGCCGUAUCGUCUUUCAAAUACAGAAACACCACUUAACUUAGAAAGUACAUAUAGAUGGAUGGCUGAAAUAGCUCAUGCUAAGCAAAAGAAUGGUUUUAUUAAUAUUGAGAGCAGAAAAAGGACCAUUAACUCGUACAUAAGCGAGCUUUUGACAAACUCAGAUAGUGCCAGAGAGCCUACUGAUACAACUAGUUCAAUUGAUAGUUUUGAAGGUACAGACUUGAACGAGUGUACUAUUGGAUGCUCAGAAAGUACUAUGGUGAGUGACCAGAAUAUUGACAAGAUUGACUGUGAGAUAAUUGCGUUGAGGUGUGAUGUGGUCUCCCAAAAUACUAAUUUAGAAUCAGAUAGUCGCGAGUGUGAAAAUGACAUCAGCGGAAGUAGGGAAGGUCUGCAUGAGCACCAAAAUAAUCAAGAAGUUCCUACAUUAGUUGAAGCUGACUCGCCUAAGGUUGAAAUAAGUUUGUCGGCCAAGCAAAAGUCACCAUGUGGGCUUGCAAAGCAAGAGCAUGCUUUUGCAGGGGCAAUGGCUGGCAUAUUUGUAAGCCUUUGUCUUCAUCCAAUGGACACAAUUAAGACAGUUAUUCAAUCUUGCCGUGCAGAUCCGAAAAACCUUCACGACAUAGGCAGAUCCAUUGUUGCGGAGAGAGGUAUCACGGGGCUUUAUCGUGGCAUAUCAAGCAAUAUUUUGACGUCAGCUCCAAUUUCUGCAGUCUACACAUUCACGUAUGAAUCUGUUAAGAAAAGUUUGCUUCCUGUUGUUCCCAAGGAAUAUCAAUCUUUGGCUCAUUGCAUGGCAGGGGGUUGUGCAAGCAUUGCUACUUCAUUUAUUUUUACUCCAAGCGAGCGCAUAAAACAGCAGAUGCAGAUAGGCUCUCACUACCGGAACUGCUGGAAUGCCUUCAUACAGGUUGUUCAAAAAGGUGGCGUGCUCUCACUAUAUAAUGGAUGGGGAGCAGUACUCUGCAGAAAUGUUCCACAUUCUGUCAUCAAGUUUUACACUUAUGAAAGCCUGAAGCAAGUUGUAUUGCCAGGAAUGCCAGGAAUCGAAUCUAAUGCUCAAGCUAAUGUAUCUACGACGUUAGUUUGUGGAGGGUUAGCUGGAUCUAUGGCCUCGUUAUUCACAACUCCAUUUGAUGUUGUCAAGACAAGACUGCAAACUCAGAUUCCUGGAUCAAUGACCCCGUAUGGUGGAGUAUUCAACACUCUCACAAAAAUCGGGAGGCAAGAAGGUGUACAAGGUCUCUAUAGGGGGUUGACUCCAAGACUAGUCAUGUAUAUGAUUCAGGGAGCCCUAUUCUUUGCUUCCUAUGAAUCUUUCAAGAGAUUGUUCUCAUUGGAUGUCUCGCAACCAAUGUUGCAGCACAAGCACAAGUCAGAUGAUCCCGUGAUGUUUUCACCAACUGUUUCAGUCACAGCUUAA
Messenger RNA from Striga hermonthica, 1923 nucleotides. The record is from the annotation of a GenBank genome assembly. NCBI's taxonomy places the organism in Eukaryota, Viridiplantae, Streptophyta, Magnoliopsida, Lamiales, Orobanchaceae.